AUGACAAUGGCCGUCCAGCCUGCGGAGUUCACUUCCGCGUCCGACUCGGCGACGCCCUCCUCGAGCGCUCGAUAUACCCCCGUUUCGGACAGAACAGAUGACGGGCCCUCCUAUUCGCACUCGAGGCGCCCAGAAAAGGGAUCCCUGAGGGUGCAGACUGAUUUUGGGAGCGCCGAUAACACGGAUAUCAGUGAGAUAUUCUCCGACGGGGAUGAGAGCUAUAAUGGGUACAAUUCUGGGCCGGAAAUUCGAGAAAACAAGCCGCCUAGGACGGGGUCUUCAUUGGAAUACUCGGCUGCAGAAGAGUCGGAGGUGGUGAAAAAGUUCGAUCGCAAACUCGUGCCAUUUCUGGCGCUCUUGUAUUUACUCUCUUUUCUGGAUCGCUCAAACAUUGGAAACGCGAAGAUCGCUGGUCUCACAAACGAUUUGGAUAUACCAUCUUGGAAAUAUGAAUGGUUGCUUACCGCAUUCUAUAUAACAUACGUCCUUUUCGAGUGGAUGACAUUGAUGUACCGCCUCGUUCCGCCGCAUAUUUACGUCUCGCUGUGCGUAUGCGGCUGGGGCCUUGUGGCAUCUUUCCAGUCCCUCGCGACUUCGUUCUGGGGCAUGCUAAUUCUAAGGAUAUUGCUUGGAGCUACGGAGGCCGCGUUCGGUCCCGGUGUCCCUUUCUACUUAUCCUUAUUCUACAAGCGCGAGGAGCUCGCCUUUCGGAUUGCUUUGUUUAUUUCCGCAGCUCCCUUGGCUACUUCCUUUGCCAGCACCCUGGCGUGGGUUAUUGUCAAGCUCAGUCAUGAUGGGCCAAUAGCACCAUGGCGAACUCUAUUUCUGGUAGAAGGAUUUCCGAGUGUCGUGGUUGCUGUGUUUGCUUGGGCAUUGAUUCCUGAUUCGCCUGAGAAGGCCCAUUUCCUUGCUUCUCGAGAGAGGAUGGUAGCCGAGUUACGACUGCAGCGUAACCGUAAAACAGGAGCUUAUCAAGAUUCGCAGAAAGGGAAAUUCAAUUGGCAAGAGGUUAAGAAAACACUGGCGGACCCCAAGGCGUACAUUACAGCCUUCAUGUUCUUCAGCUGCAAUAUCGCGUUUAGUUCCAUGCCAGUCUUCUUGCCUACUAUCAUUCAGGAUAUGGGAUACUCGUCCCUUGCCUCUCAGGCAUUGUCAGCACCUCCGUUCCUCGUCGCAUUCGUCGUGGUGCUGGUCACCACAUACUUCUCAGACCGCAAUCGCACCCGUAGUCCAUACAUAAUCACUCACGCUCUCCUCUCCUUCACAUCCUACCUAGCAAUCGCAGCAACGGGUCACUUCCACACCCACUUAUCUACCAAAACCCACGUCGUCAUCCGCUAUCUCUGCGUCUAUCCAGCUACGUCCGGCUUCUUUUCCGCCAUAUCCUUAAUCCUCGCCUGGACGAUGGACAACCGCGUCGCCAACGAAGGAAAGGGUACUAGCGUCGCGAUUCUAAACAUUAUUGGCCAAUGUGGUCCGCUUCUGGGAACGAGGUUGUAUCCCGAGAGUGAUGGACCAUGGUACAUACGGGGCAUGGCGGUUUGCUCGUUUUUCAUGCUGCUGGUUGCUGUCCUGGCGUUUGCGCUACGGACUAUCUUGCGGCGGGCUAAUCGAGCAGGGAGUGGAGAUGGCAUGGAUAUUGAGAUGGAGACUCAUGGUGAGGAACGCGAGAUUCUAAUGGGCGAUCAUGGGGUGGACCACGUACAAGAGGAAAAAUUCACUUAUCUUCUAUAA
Molecule: messenger RNA, 1734 nt
Organism: Aspergillus chevalieri
Lineage: Eukaryota; Fungi; Ascomycota; Eurotiomycetes; Eurotiales; Aspergillaceae
Product: putative MFS transporter
Exons: 4
Coding region: 1-1734 (577 amino acids)
Biological process (GO): transmembrane transport
Cellular component (GO): membrane
Molecular function (GO): transmembrane transporter activity
Source: RefSeq, a predicted model, not a curated record